Messenger RNA from Myotis myotis, 4578 nucleotides. It is a transcript of the gene GFM2, whose product is annotated as GTP dependent ribosome recycling factor mitochondrial 2. The transcript is spliced from 22 exons. The record is from RefSeq and is a predicted model, not a curated record. Gene Ontology annotation, cellular component: mitochondrion. Bases 228 to 2561 code for a protein of 777 amino acids. Gene Ontology annotation, biological process: mitochondrial translation; ribosome disassembly. Lineage: Eukaryota; Metazoa; Chordata; Mammalia; Chiroptera; Vespertilionidae. Gene Ontology annotation, molecular function: translation elongation factor activity; GTPase activity; GTP binding.
ACCGGAAGUAGUGUGCUGCAAGUGUCGGGGCAGUGGGGGCAGAAGCGAGAGGAUAUAGGAUCGGUUCUAGAGGCACCACGGCGUUCCCCGAGGUAGGCGGACGUUGCGGCUUGCUGUCUGUGCAGACUUUUGCGCGGCCCGGACUCCCGCUCACAACAGCCUGGAGGGAAAACGCUGGCUUCCGUGAUGCGCCUGAACGCCAGAGGAUAACAGUUUAGAGGGCCAAGAUGUUGUCCAACUUGAGGAUAUUUGCAGUGAAUCAUAAGAAAAUAUCCAGCUUGCACAUUUGUAAUAUGUAUUGCUCUAGAAUGAGAGCAAGUUUAAAACGAAUAAAGCCACUUGUGCCUCUUGGAAGAAGUUACAGUUCCCUGCCAGGUUUAAUAGGAAAUGAUAUCAAAUCUCUUCGUUCCAUCAUCAGCCCUCCUAUAGCUAAAAUCCGUAAUAUUGGAAUUAUGGCUCAUAUUGAUGCAGGCAAAACUACCACCACAGAAAGAAUAUUGUACUAUUCUGGAUACACAAGAUCACUGGGAGAUGUUGAUGACGGAGACACAGUGACAGAUUUCAUGGCUCAAGAGCGAGAAAGAGGCAUUACUAUUCAAUCAGCUGCUGUUACAUUUGAUUGGAAGGGGUACAGAGUCAAUCUCAUUGAUACACCAGGUCAUGUGGACUUUACCUUGGAGGUUGAGCGCUGCCUGAGGGUGCUCGAUGGUGCAGUGGCUGUGUUUGAUGCCUCAGCCGGUGUAGAGGCACAAACCCUCACAGUAUGGAGGCAAGCUGAUAAACACAAAAUACCUCGAAUCUGUUUUUUAAACAAGAUGGACAAAACUGGAGCAAGUUUUAAUUAUGCAGUUGAAAGCAUCAGAGAGAAGUUGAAGGCAAAACCUUUGCUUUUACAGUUACCAAUUGGUGAAGCCAAAACUUUCAAAGGAGUGGUGGAUGUAGUAAAUAAAGAAAAACUUCUCUGGAAUCCCAAUUCAGAUGAUGGAAAAGACUUUGAGAGAAAACCCCUCUUGGAAAAGAGUGAUCCUAAAUUGCUGAAGGAGGCUACUGAAGCAAGGAAUGCCUUAAUUGAACAAGUUGCAGAUUUGGAUGAUGAAUUUGCUGACUUGGUUUUAGGAGAAUUUAGUGAAAAUUUUGAUUUGCUCCCAGCUGAAAAGCUACAGACUGCAAUACACAGAGUAACACUUGCUCAGACAGCAGUACCUGUGCUUUGUGGAAGUGCCCUGAAAAACAAAGGGGUCCAGCCCUUGUUAGAUGCUAUUACUAUGUACUUGCCUUCACCUGAAGAGCGCAACUAUGAAUUUCUGCAGUGGUAUAAGGGUGACUUGUGUGCACUGGCAUUUAAAGUUCUCCAUGACAAGCAGCGGGGACCGCUGGUGUUCAUGCGCAUUUACUCAGGCAUGAUAAAACCCCAGUUGGCCGUCCAUAAUAUUAAUGGAAACUGCACGGAGAGAAUAAGUCGUCUGCUUUUGCCAUUUGCUGACCAACAUGUAGAAAUCCCUUCACUGACUGCUGGUAACAUUGCUUUGACUGUUGGACUUAAACAUACGGCCACUGGAGAUACCAUUGUCUCAUCCAAGUCCAGCGCACUAGCUGCAACUCGUCGAGCUGAAAGGGAGGGAGAAAAGAAGCAGAGACACAACAGUGAAACAGAGAGACUUUUAUUGGCUGGGGUGGAGAUUCCAGAACCUGUUUUCUUCUGUACCAUAGAACCCCCUUCGGUAGCUAAGCAGCCAGAUUUGGAUCAUGCAUUGAAAUGCCUUCAACGUGAAGAUCCCAGUUUAAAAGUCAGGCUUGAUCCUGACUCUGGACAGACUGUCUUAUGUGGAAUGGGGGAGUUACAUAUUGAUAUUAUUCAUGACCGAAUCAAGAGGGAAUAUGGACUGGAAACCUAUCUAGGACCUCUUCAGGUGGCAUACCGAGAGACCAUCCUAAAUUCAGUUCGUGCUACAGAUACCUUAGAUAGAACUUUAGGAGAUAAACGGCACCUUGUGACUGUUGAACUGGAAGCAAAGCCAACUGAAACAUCAUCUGUUGUGCCAGUUAUUGAGUAUGCUGCAAGUAUUAGUGAAGACAUUUUGAAGGGCUCCCAAGAGGCCAUUGAAAAUGGAAUUCACAGUGCAUGCCUCCAAGGACCAUUGCUUGGAUCCCCAAUUCAAGAUGUGGCAAUUACUUUACAUUCACUGAUGAUUCAUCCUGGUACCUCCUCAACUAUGAUUUCUGCCUGUGUCUCAAGAUGUGUACAGAAGGCUCUGAAGACCGCUGAUAAGCAAAUUUUGGAGCCCUUGAUGAACCUGGAGGUCACCGUGACUAGAGACCACCUCAGCGCUGUCCUGGCAGAUCUGGCACAGAGAAGAGGGAGCAUCCAGGAGAUCCAGACUCGUCAGGACAACAGAGUUGUUGUUGGGUUUGUUCCUUUAGCAGAGACCAUGGGUUAUUCAACUGUGCUUCGAACGCUAACAUCAGGCUCAGCUACGUUUACCUUAGAACUCUCUAAUUACCAAGCCAUGAAUCCUCAAGACCAAAGCACGCUGCUCAACCGAAGAAGUGGCUUGACCUAAGUGCUUCGAGGUCCUUGGGGAGAAGUUCAGGAGCACCUACCUAUUCGUUUUUAUAAUAACAUAUCCUCAGGUGAGGACUGAAAAAAUGUGGGUAGAGAGUAACAAGACUCAUCCGUGAAAAUUGAGAUAAAAUCUAAGGGAAUCCACUUUUGAAGUUCUUUUAUUUAGGUAAGGAUUUGGUUUAUUUCACAUUUCAAAUAAUACUGAGGCCUUCCUUUUUAAGUAAACACAAAACCAAGGAUCAAACAUAAAAGGGAGGAGAGUUAGUAGGUAAUACCGAGGUAAGGAUUUCCUAGAGGGGAGGGUAGUGAAGAGGGGUAAUGAUGUUGCUUCACUUACCACUAAAAUUGAGAGGUUCCACUGCAUAGUAUAGUCUCCAGUCUUGUCCAUAACUGAUCCUGUCCAAGUACCACGGAGCAGAGAUGAUCACAGGGAAGCCAGCUGCUGUGAUUGAACUCAGUUCCUUAGCAUAAUUUUGCUCUUUCCAUACUUGAACUACAGUGCCUGACUGAAGCUAUUAAAGUUAAAAAUUGCAAUAUAUAUUAUUAGGUCUAGCAAAUUCAGUAGGUGAUAUUUAAAGUCCAAGACUUGUAACUAGAAAACUAACUUUAAGAUCCUUGAAAAACUUAAAACAUUGUCAUCUUUACCCUUCCUCUUCAGUUAGUGUCAAAUGCUAUUUCUUAUAGAGACUUAAAUUUAGAAGUUGCAUUAACCUUCAGGUUGGAUACUUAACUUUUGCCUAUUUAUGACACCAUACAGGUGUAAUGAACCAAGGCUUUAGUCCCAUCCUACCACACUAUUGUUUUACUUACUGUCAAACUGUGAGGUUGCCAACAGCCCUCGGGAAAGUUCAUACUAAUUGCUGGAGUUGCAAAUUCUCAGUUGCCCCAAAGGAAAAUAAAGAAUUCUGACUAAGAAUUAGAGAGAUGCCAUGUAAAAUAAAAAGUGUACGUUGGCAAUUUUACCUAAAACUACCUUAAUAGCAGUGAAGACUCAUUUGUUCUUAUCUGUUUGUUCUGCCCUUUCCUGAGGGAAAAAAAAAAGGAGCUUCAAAGUACUCCCAUUUGUGAUUAAUGAGAUGGCAGGGGAUGAGGGAAAAGAGGAGGAGGAGGCCUGAAAGAGUGAAGUAAAUGGAAGAAAAGAAACAAACACCAUUAAUAUUGGCCUCAGUGCACAGCUACUGCCUAAUAAAAGUUUAAAUGGAACAGGAAGCUAAUUUCCCUAUAGUGUUGGGGAAUGGAGAUAUUAGAACAUGAAGCCUGUCAUAGUAUCAGAGUCAAAUGUAGUUUUCAUACUUCUCACCUUUGCGUUAUUAUCAAAAACCUCUUGCCAGACUAUGGAUCCCUUCUUUAGAGUUGAAAUAAUAUUCAAAAGCCUGCCAUUGUGGGAGGGAAAAAAGUUAUUUCAGAUCACAAGCUUAACAAUAUGUUGAAAGCAUGCAUAUUUUCUACCAAGGACUGAAACACUGAGAGGUACCUUUCAAUAUAGCACAGCUUUAUAGCAGAACCUGCUAAAUUUGGUGGUAAGCCAUGUGGCUCCUCCUUCCUAGAACAUGGCUCAGAAGCUGACACAGCAGAGGGGUUUAACAGUCAUUUGCUGAAUAAAUGAGCUAAUAAGUAUGCGCCCAAAACAGGAAGACAGGGAAGCUAACAGGGAAAUGUACAAACAACAAUCUUUAGUAAUUUCAUGGGUAUCUUAGAAACUAUGAUCUAGACCAGCGGUUCUCAACCUAUGGGUCGUGACCCCUUUGGGGGUUGAACGACCCUUUCACAGGGGUCGCCUAAGACCAUCCUGCAUAUCAGAUAUUUACAUUUCGAUUCAUAACAGUAGCAACGAAAAUAAUUUUAUGGUUGGGUCACAACAUGAGGAACUGUAUUUAAAGGGCCAGAAGGUUGAGAACCACUGAUCUAGACUAUAAUGUCACCUAAAUAACACUUAACAGUUGCUGACAAUCAGUCCAUAAGUAUUUCCUGAUAUUUAGACAAUGCCAUGAACUCUGCAGGAUAAAAAAAAAAAA